GAGAAGUACACAUGUCACUGCUGACUUUGGCUGAAAGUCGACGGGGAAAAUGAAAAAUAGUGUUUAUUACAAUCGUAAUUGGAAACAUUUUCGCAAUUUCUUUAAUAAGUAUCAAUGUUCUUGUUCGUAUAGUGCAGGAACAUCUAGUGUUACUUCAGUAAGUCAUCAAAAAGGAAGAUCAUCAUUUGAAACAACUAUAAAUUGUGAUAGUCCUCUAACAGUUUACAAAUCAAUUGUGGACUCAGGACAACUGAGAUAUGACGAAUAUCAGCAAAGUAUAGUGGAGAGACUAGACCAGCUCCAUAAGACUCUGGAAAAUUACUCACCACCAUCAGAAGGCUUGUUUAGUAAGUUAGGUAUAAUUAAAAAGCAGGAACUGAAAGGGCCUAAAGGACUUUAUUUGUAUGGACAUGUUGGUUGUGGAAAAACUAUGUUAAUGGAUAUGUUCCAUCAACAUUGUAAAGUGAAGAAGAAAAGAAGGGUUCAUUUCCAUAAGUUCAUGUUAGACGUACAUAAACGCAUCCAUGCAAUAAAGCAAACCAUACCUCGUCAAUAUAAUGUAAAGAAAACCCAGUCAUUUGAUCCAAUAACUCCAGUUGCCAAGGAAAUUAGUGAAGAAGCUUGGUUGUUGUGUUUUGAUGAAUUUCAGGUUACUGACAUAGCAGACUCAAUUAUAAUGAAAACUUUAUUUACAUCUUUAUUUAAUCAUGGUGUUGUUGUGGUGGCCACGUCUAACAGACCUCCAGAUGAUUUAUAUAAAAAUGGCUUACAGAGAGGAAAUUUUGUUCCUUUUAUUGACACAUUGAAAAAAAGAUGUGAUAUUUUAUGUUUGAAUUCUGGUGUAGAUUACAGACUGGAAACACUACCCUCAUCAGGAAAAGUUUAUUUUUUAACAAGUGAUGUUGAGAUACAGACAGAAGUGGAUAUUAUAUUUCAUGAAAUAGCUGCUACUGAAAAUGAUGUUGAACGAUCGAAAGUUUUAGAAGUGUUUGGGCGUCAAUUGUUAUUACCAAGAACCUGUGGUGGGUUGUUAGAUACAACAUUUGAUGACAUGUGUGUAAAGGCUUUAGGUGCUGUAGAUUACUUAGAAAUAAGUAAAGAAUUUCAUACUGUCAUCCUCCGUAAUAUACCACAGAUGACACUACGCCAGAAGUCAGCAGCAAGGCGAUUUAUAACAAUGGUUGAUACGUUAUAUGAUAAUCAGGUACGGUUAAUAUGUACUGCUGAGAAAGAGCCUAAAUAUUUAUUCCAGUCCAGUGCUAUAAGUCAGCAAGAUUACGAAUCUAAUAGAAUGCUUAUGGAUGAUCUAGGAAUACAAGAGCAAUCAGACUUGUCACAAGCUAGUAUAUUUACUGGAGAAGAGGAAUUGUUUGCAUUUGAUAGGACAAUAUCACGACUUACAGAAAUGCAAACAGAAGAAUAUUGGGGACACAGAGAUCCAACAAAAAACUCUUGAUGAUGGCUUAAUUUAGGAAAUAUAUUGUGAUAUUAGUACCUCAUUAUGCAAUAGUUGCUGUUAUGUGAUCCAAAGGGUAAUGUUAGUUUUUCUCAUCACUUGGCAUUCAUUGUCCAUCCGUUAACAUUUAAAAAAAAAAUGAAACUCCGAAAUUAUGUGUCCAAUUUGGACCAAACUUCACCUGAAUCUUCUUAGAGAGUUUACUUUGUUUUUUUAAUUUUUUUUUAUUGUAUUUCAAGCUGAUUUAUCAGUGUUAUGAACGUUUAAUUAUACUUUCAUAGUUUUGUUUAGCCGAAAAUAUUGUCCCUGGCAAAAUUGACAGUUUCCUAUUUUGCGUUACGAAAUUCUGCCAACAUGUGGCAUUCGAAUAACAUCUUUUGUUUUCCAGUUUGUUAUUAAUACUACAUUUCUGUAGUAACUGCAUUUUACCUGCUUUAUAUUCCCAAAUCGGCGCAAAGUCGGAUGAAAUUGUCCAUUCCUUCAAUAUAAUCCAAUGUUUACGUAUUCGCUAGUUUUAAUACACACAGUUAACCUUAACCGGUAGUGACCUAUUUUCUUACACGCAAGGAUAAGGCGUGCUAAGUAUUAUAAAAAGGGGAUUUUCCGAAUAGCAAAACGAAUUUGAACUGAUCUUUACAGAAACUUAAUAGGUAAAUACUUCACGCACGAAAAUCACAGAAAACCGUUAAACAUAUUGUACUUUCAUUCUUUGUAGUAAUUUAAAGUUAUAAUAAUAAUUUCUAUUUCUUGAAAUAGUAGUUUAGUUGUUAUUUUAUUUAGAAAACUUGGCUAAGGUAUUUCGAAAAGCUAUUGAAUAGAAUAAAUAUCUAGAGACUAAAGGUAUUGUAAGAAAGAUUGAGAACAAUCUUUACAAUCAGCAUGGCCCCCCUUAAGUAAUAUAAAUAAGAAAUAAGGGUUAAGCAGUUUUUAUUGCUGUCCCUUUUACUUUGCUGACAAUUCAGAAAUUAUUAAGAAAAUUAGGUUCCAACUCCCCCACAUAAGUAUCAAUCUGGUAAACCUGCUUUACCUAAUACAUGUAACACCUGUUGAUUAUUCAAGAAAAAGUGAAGUUUCUUCUAUGUUAUGAAUUAUCCUUGCAAAAAUUAGAUCAUAUUUACAAUAUAUUAGUAUACCAGUUUUUAAUGAUAUUUGAGCUUGGUUCUGUUAAGAUCACUUUUGACCUAACUACAGAUAUGGGAUUUAGAAUUUCAUGCUAAGUAGUUGUUUUUAAGCAGGAUUAGGCUGGGUAUGAGGAACUCCUGCCUAAAUUUCUUCUGAGUGGGAACCCUAAAGGGGUUUACUACAUUUUAAAUGCUCAGGUUGUGCCAAAUAACAUAUUACAUUAUUACAUAUUUGUUUCUUGGCAGCAUUAUUGAGUGAAUGAUGUAGACCAUAUGGAAAUUACUGAAAAUAGCAUGUCAUUUGAAUCCUAUUACCAGUUUGAAUCAGACCAUUCUGUGUCCUUCAUGGUAAAAUUUUAUAAGUGUGAUAAAUCUGGUGAGCAUUUCAGGCUCCUUGGAGCCUCUAGUUUUAUUUAUUUUGAAUGAAAUCUUGUACGAUUUUAAUUGUUAUUAGAAUUUUAAUAAAUAAUUUUUAAGCAGA
Mytilus californianus (California mussel) is the source of this 3058-nucleotide messenger RNA. Its product is annotated as AFG1-like ATPase. Bases 50 to 1456 code for a protein of 468 amino acids. Gene Ontology annotation, cellular component: cytoplasm; mitochondrion. The transcript has 13 exons. Gene Ontology annotation, molecular function: ATP hydrolysis activity; ATP binding. Lineage: Eukaryota; Metazoa; Mollusca; Bivalvia; Mytilida; Mytilidae. The record is from RefSeq and is a predicted model, not a curated record.